Messenger RNA from Suillus fuscotomentosus, 1464 nucleotides. Its product is annotated as P-loop containing nucleoside triphosphate hydrolase protein. Gene Ontology annotation, cellular component: cytoplasm. The record is from RefSeq and is a predicted model, not a curated record. Lineage: Eukaryota; Fungi; Basidiomycota; Agaricomycetes; Boletales; Suillaceae. Bases 24 to 1322 code for a protein of 432 amino acids. The transcript is spliced from 10 exons. Gene Ontology annotation, molecular function: ATP hydrolysis activity; ATP binding; GTP binding.
CGUGACUAGUUUUUUUUUGGGAGAUGAUAGAUCGAUGGCGGCAAUUCUGCCUGCAUCGCCUUCCCCGUACAUCUACUGCGUCUUGUUUUAUUUUUCUGCGGCCGUUUUCUGCGUCGUACACACUUCAAGCUAAGAAGAAGAACAUGCCUCCCAAGAAGGCUCCUGCUGCAGAGAAAAAGGUAUUGCUUGGUCGUCCAAGCAAUAACUUGAAGAUCGGCAUCGUUGGUCUUCCGAAUGUUGGAAAGUCAUCUUUCUUCAAUGUUCUAUCCGACACCGAUUUGGGAAAGGCUGCCAACUUUCCAUACGCAACAAUCAACCCAGAAGAAGCGCGCAUCCCCGUGCCGGAUGUGCGUUUUGAUUGGCUUUGCGAUCUGUACAAGCCCGCCUCGCGCGUGCCUGCUUUCCUCACUUGCAUUGAUAUUGCAGGUCUUACUGCAGGUGCAUCAACAGGUGCAGGGCUUGGAAAUGCGUUCUUGUCUCACGUUCGCGCUGUCGAUGGUAUCUUCCAGGUCGUCCGUGCCUUUGAUGACGCCGAAGUCAUCCAUGUAGAGGGCGAUGUUGACCCUCUUCGUGACAUGGAGAUCAUUCAGACCGAGCUUCGCCUCAAGGAUAUUGAAUGGGUCGAGAAGCACCUUGACGGCCUCAAGCGCUCUGGUCGAUCGCUUGGCAACAACAGUUUGGCGGAUAAGGCUAGGAAAGAAGAAAUCGCAACAGUUGAGAAAAUCUACAAGGCCCUUACCGUCGAUGGCAAGGAUGUCAGGAAGUGCGAGUGGAACAAUAAAGAGAUCGAGGUCGUGAACGGCCUUACCCUACUGACCGCCAAGCCUAUCACUUACCUCGUCAAUCUCAGCGAGAAGGACUACAUCCGCAAGAAGAACAAGUGGUUAGCCAAGAUCAAGGGCUGGAUUGAUGCACACAACCCCGGGGACCCUCUCAUCCCCUUCUCUGUAUCACUGGAGGAACGUCUUGCGCAACUUCCAGACGAUGAGCGUGCUGAGGCUCAAAAGGAACCGGGAACACAGAGUGCCCUCGGAAAGAUAACACAGGCGGGGUACUCCAGUCUUGACUUAAUCCGUUACUUCACCUGUGGACCUGAUGAAGUGCGUGCAUGGACGAUUCGCAAGGGGACAAAGGCGCCUCAGGCGGCCGGUGUUAUUCACUCGGACUUUGAGAACAAGUUCGUUUGUGGUGAAAUCAUGACGUACGAGGACCUCAAGGAGAAUGGAAGCGAAGCUGCUGUGAAGGCUGCAGGUAAACUGAGACAGCAAGGCAAGCCUUAUGAGAUGGUGGACGGAGAUAUUGCUUACUGGAAAUCUGGUUAAUUCGACGGAUGGUCAAGAAGUUGGCGCUGUUGUACGUUGCAUACAUACUUGUGCUAGAUGAGGCAAGUAAGAUAAUCGCUUUGUUUGAUGAUCGAUGUUUUGUGAAGAAUCCUGAUGUCACAUUGGGGUCACGUCGCUUCUC